AUGAAAAGAACCCGUAAAUCAAAGAAACGGUUGUUGAGUUCCAAUAGAGUUUCAAAGGGUAUAAAUUUAUCUAAACAUUCAAGCACUAAAGUGCCCACAGGAACAAAAGAUAUAUCCAUAAACGCAGAAGUAAACGAUAGUGAUAUAUCUCUACAACCGCUAGUAACCGCCAUACCGGCGAACACACGGGAUAUAAACGAUAAUACUAGAAUAUCUACACUAAUAAACGCGCCAAUAAAUGAUGACAUCAAGUUACCCACAUUUGAAAAUAUAGAAAUAAACGAUACUAAUACUGGAAUAUCUGCAGACGUACAAAUUACGAAUAAUAGUAAUGCUGAAAUAUCCGAAAACAUUGAUGUAUCUACGACUAAUGCUGAAAUAUCCGAAAACAUUGAUGUACCUAUGAGUAAUGCUGAAAUAUCCAAAAACAUUGAUGUACCUACAAAUAAUGCUGAAAUAUCCGAAAACAUUGAUGUACCUACAAGUAAUGCUGAAAUAUCCAAAAACAUUGGUGUACCUACAAGUAAUGCUGAAAUAUCCAAAAACAUUGAGGUACCUACGGACACUCCAAAAAACAACUCUGAUAAUGGAAUGAUCACUCCAUUACCAAUGUCUUCUCCAAUUCCCACAGACACUCAAAUACAAGUUGACAUAAAAAACUCAAUAUCAUUGGCAUCUCCGGUUUUAUCUCAAAUACCAGGAACACAAAUUGGUUUUGUUUCUGCUAUAACCCCGUCAAUAUUAUCAUCAAUUAUUUCAAAUACUUAUAUAAUUUCGUCUACUGCAUCCCCUCAAACCGGAAUAACUACUUCAACUGUCAACAUGCCACUGUUACGAUUGCAAUCCAUCCAUCCUACAAAUCGGAAUGGUCUGCCAACUGAAACCAACGGAUAUAUAAGUCCACUUGAUGCCAGAUCUCCUUAUUGCAUACCUACUAUAAGUGGCAUUGUAAUCACAAUCAUUAUAACUAUUACAAUACUAUUUAUUAUAAUUAAAAAGACUAUAUUUAUUGAAACAGAUGUUAAAUUCCAACGAACUCACGCAGCUACUUGUGUAGUAGUUGUAGAAAACGAUAUUGACCAUAAUAUUAUUAGAAAUCAUGAUAAAGAAAUCAGUGUGUUAUCACAAUCAACAUAA
Cetraspora pellucida is the source of this 1137-nucleotide messenger RNA. NCBI's taxonomy places the organism in Eukaryota, Fungi, Glomeromycota, Glomeromycetes, Diversisporales, Gigasporaceae. The record is from the annotation of a GenBank genome assembly.